Messenger RNA from Diplodia corticola, 1224 nucleotides. Its product is annotated as smp-30 gluconolaconase lre-like region. NCBI's taxonomy places the organism in Eukaryota, Fungi, Ascomycota, Dothideomycetes, Botryosphaeriales, Botryosphaeriaceae. The record is from RefSeq and is a predicted model, not a curated record. Bases 1 to 1224 code for a protein of 407 amino acids. The transcript has 2 exons.
AUGUCUCCCCGCACUGCCGACUAUAAGAAGUCGCCUCCCGAGCCCACGCCGGAGCCUUCCCCGCCCGCCCGCUCGCUCCUCUCCGACCGCCGCGUGCAAUUGACCGCUCUGCUGACGCUGUGCAUCGCCGUCGUCAUGGCUGCUGGUUUUGUUGAUGUCGACCUGCUCGCGCUGGCCACCAAUGCCAACUACUUCUCCACCCUGCCCGCCACUAGCGCAGCCGAGCCCGCCAUCUCCCUGCUCAACUUCGACCCGGCCUUCCAGACCGACGUCCUCGGCCGCAAUGCCACCGCCCGCAAGAUUGCCGACCUGGAAUGGCAGGCCUUCCACGAGGCCGGCAUCUACUACGAGCCCGACAACUCCCUGUACAUCACCUCCAACUACGUCUCGCUGCAGGACAACAUCAACAUCACCGUGCUGAGCCUGGACGACUACUCCAUCACCUCGACCCAGUUCCCCGACCUGUGGGAAGCCAACGGCGGCUCGUCCUACUAUCCCCCCGGCUCCGACACCGCCAAGCGGCCUCCCCAGCACGUCUACUGCGACGAGGGUGAUUUCGAGCAUCCUUCGGCUUUGAUCGCCGUCGAUCCCGGCACAAACACGUCCACCACUCUCCUCACCUCCUUCCUCGGCCGCAACUUUUCCUCGGUCAACGACGUCCGCCAGCACGCCGAAACCGGCGACCUCUGGUUCACCGAUGCCGACUACGGCUACUUCCAAGACUUCCGCCCCGCCCCCGUCAUCCCCAAGCAGGUCUACCGCUUCGAGCCCAGCACCGGCGUCAUCCAAGUCGUCGCCGACGGCUUCGUCCAGAGCAACGGCCUCGAGUUUUCGCCUGACCACAAGACCCUGUACGUCAGCGACACGGGCGCCCAGCAGUUCACCAAGAACGACACGGGCCCCGGCACCAUCUACGCGUUUGACGUCAUCGCCGGCAAGCGUCUCGCCAACAGGCGCACUUUUGCCUUUUGUGACAACGGCUUCCCCGACGGCGUGCAUGCUGACACUGAUGGCAACGUGUGGGCUGGCUGCGGCGAUGGCGUGCAUGUAUUCAACCCCGACGGUGUGUUGCUUGGUAAGAUUUAUGUCGGCGAGACGAGCAACAACUUUGCUUUCAUUCCGGGGGGUGUGCUGGUUUUUAGCAACUAUCGCCUUUGGCUGGUGGAGAACAUCAAGGCGCAGGGGAGAGAGGUUUGCAAGGAUUUUGGCGUGGGUUGUGCAUGA